AGAGAGAGCAGAACUUCCCUCUCUUCAUCUCCACACACGCACACAAUCACUCAGUCACUCAGUCAGGAUCUGUCCUCGUCUCAGCGAUAUAUGUGACUUCGCUCACCUGAACCGAGCAGCUCUGAGGGACUUAGACGCCGGGGCCGUUUUGCGCUUUUACGCACCGUCUCCGAACCGCAGGAGGAUUUUACCGAGUCUGCAGCACUCGCUCUUCUGCAUGAAUCUCUUCGACUCCUGCCUGAAGAUGAGCGCCGAGCAGGACAAGAGUCUCUCCGACGCGCCCAGCCCGAGCAUGUCCGAGGACUCGGCGUCCGGGUCGGGCUCGGACAGCGAGAGCAGCCGCCUCGCGGACUUCAAGAAGGACGAGGAGGGAGACAAGUUCCCCGUGUGCAUCAGGGACGCGGUGUCCCAGGUGCUGAAGGGCUACGACUGGACCCUGGUGCCCAUGCCCGUGCGAGUGAACGGCUCCAGCAAGAGCAAGCCGCACGUCAAGAGACCCAUGAACGCGUUCAUGGUGUGGGCGCAAGCGGCGCGCAGGAAGCUGGCGGAUCAGUACCCGCACCUGCACAACGCCGAGCUCAGCAAGACCCUCGGGAAGCUCUGGAGGUUACUGAACGAGGGAGAGAAGCGUCCGUUCGUGGAGGAGGCCGAGCGUCUGAGGGUGCAGCACAAGAAAGACCACCCCGACUACAAGUACCAGCCCAGGCGGAGGAAAUCGGUGAAGAACGGCCAGAGCGAGAGCGAGGACGGCGAGCAGACGCACAUCUCCCCCAACGCCAUCUUCAAAGCCCUGCAGCAGGCCGACUCUCCGGCGUCCAGCAUGGGCGAAGUGCACUCUCCGGGAGACCACUCAGGUCAGUCCCAGGGUCCCCCCACUCCUCCCACGACCCCCAAGACGGACCUGCCGUCCAGCAAAGCGGAUCUGAAGCGCGAGGGCCGCCCGCUGCAGGAGGGCAUCGACUUCGGCGCCGUGGACAUCGGCGAGCUGAGCAGCGACGUCAUCUCCAACAUGGAGCCCUUCGACGUGCACGAGUUCGACCAGUACCUGCCCCCUCACGGACACCCGGGGGUCAGCGGCGGAGCGCAGGCGUACCCCGCCGGCUUCGGGCAGCUGGCCGGGCAGCCCGGGGGCGGCUGGGUGUCCAAACAGCAGUCGGGCGAGCAGCGGACACAGAUCAAGACGGAGCAGCUGAGCCCCAGCCACUACAGCGAGCAGCAGCCGCAGCCGCAGGGCUCUCCGCAGCACGUGGCCUACGGCUCCUUCAACCUGCAGCACUACAGCAGCGGCGGCGGCGGAGGAGGCUCGUACGCCGGAGCGGGACGGGCGCACUACGACUACGCCGAGCACCAGAGCCCCGCCGGAUCCUACUACAGCCAGUACCCGGCCUUCGGCUACCAGAGGCCCAUGUACGCCCCCAUGGCCGACACACACAGUCCGCAGCACUGGGAGCAGCAGCCCGUCUACACCCAGCUGUCCCGGCCCUGAGGGGCGUCCCGGCCGGGGACGAACUCUGAACACUGAGGGAGUGGCUCCCGACUGUGCCUUCUGAAAACCCGCUCGGAGUUGUGAUUAUAUUUUUCUAGAUAUAAUGAGACAAGAGAAUCCUCUGUGAGGACAGAUUCCAGAUAAUUAUUUUAGUAUGUACUGUGUAUGUGUGUGUUUUUCUCAGUUGUGUCGGGGGAUUCGUACACGGCCGUCUGAUGAUAUUUUUGUAAAGAUUCGAUAUUUUCCUCUGUGUAUAUUUGUGGGGGUUUCUUACACUUGGGCGAAGCGUUGGAUCGUCGGAUGUACAGUCGACUGCUUCUAGAGCACGUGCCUAAGCGUUGCCAUAUCUCUCGUUUCUGUGAAAACUGCCUCUAGAGUCCGUCUGUGCCUGUAGAGAGGAGGAACGGGAAGUGCCCUUUGACCCGAGGCUCGCCAUUGGUCAGAUCGUCAUUCCUCCAGUCUUAACCUCUUUAAUUUAUUCAUUAGCGUUCAUUUGACUUGAAAGUAAUACUAUUUUGCGUUUCGUCGUUUACUUGGGCUUCGUACGACUAAUUUGCGAUGAAACGUUUCCGGAGACGAUUACGAUUUAGUUGUAGCGCAAACCUUAACCAUCUCGUUUAUUUAUCGUUUGUUAAUGUUUCCAUUUAAAAAAAAAAAAUGUCUAAAAAUGUUAAAUCUAGUUGACUUCUAAUUGUGAAACUCGAUCAAGCCUUUCAUAGAAACAACUGGAACUUGUGUUUUUCUUUGGUUCUGGAACGUGUUGACUUCUGCAGGAUGCAUCUCUACAAAAACACACCAGCAUUUAUUUCUUUUCCCUUGUUUUUUAUGUCAUAAAGAGAAACUGUAAAACAUGCCACCGUCUUAAAAGAAGCUUAUCUUUUGUAUCAUAUUGUUUGCAAUAAAAAGAAAGAUAUUGAAAAUGUC
Messenger RNA from Puntigrus tetrazona (Sumatra barb), 2410 nucleotides. Its product is annotated as transcription factor Sox-9-like. Gene Ontology annotation, cellular component: nucleus. Gene Ontology annotation, biological process: heart development; positive regulation of chondrocyte differentiation; morphogenesis of an epithelium. The record is from RefSeq and is a predicted model, not a curated record. The coding region runs from base 218 to 1486 and encodes 422 amino acids. The transcript has 3 exons. Gene Ontology annotation, molecular function: DNA-binding transcription factor activity, RNA polymerase II-specific; RNA polymerase II cis-regulatory region sequence-specific DNA binding. Lineage: Eukaryota; Metazoa; Chordata; Actinopteri; Cypriniformes; Cyprinidae.